This is a messenger RNA of Pelobates cultripes (western spadefoot toad), 28696 nucleotides long. The record is from the annotation of a GenBank genome assembly. Lineage: Eukaryota; Metazoa; Chordata; Amphibia; Anura; Pelobatidae.
CAGCGGAAGUGGAGGCUGAGAGGGAGCGAUAGCUGGUGGUUCCUGUGAGAGGAACAAAGGAGGAGGAGAGCGGAGAGCGGGCGGCGAGGUGAGAGGAUUGAGGGGAGCUGGGCUGGGGGGGGAUUGAGGGUGUCGGAUGUGGGGGAUUGAGGGUGUCGGAUGUGGGGGAUUGAGGGUCUCGGAUGUGGGGGUGUAUUAUGGGUGAGCGCCUGUGUUAUCAGGAGGGUUACCGGCACUGCCUGCUGCAGCUCUCAGCCGAGCUCGGGGAUGGGAGGCCUAGUGUGCCGGGUCUGGGUCAGUCAGUCAGUGUGCGGGGUCUGGGUCAGUCAGUCAGUGUGCGGGGUCUGGGUCAGUCAGACAGUGUGCGGGGUCUGGGUCAGUCAGUGUGCGGGGUCUGGGUCAGUCAGUGUGCGGGGUCUGGGUCAGUCAGACAGUGUGCGGGGUCUGGGUCAGUCAGACAGUGUGCGGGGUCUGGGUCAGUCAGUGUGCGGGGUCUGGGUCAGUCAGACAGCGUGCGGGGUCUGGGUCAGACAGCGUGCGGGGUCUGGGUCAGUCAGCGUGCGGGGUCUCAGUCAGCGUGCGGGGUCUCAGUCAGCGUGCGGGGUCUCAGUCAGCGUGCGGGGUCUCAGUCAGUGUGCGGGGUCUCAGUCAGUCAGUGUGCGGGGUCUCAGUCAGUCAGUCAGACAGUGUGCCGGGUCUGGGUCAGUCAGUGUGCGGGGUCUCAGACAGUGUGCCGGGUCUGGGUCAGUCAGUGUGCGGGGUCUCAGACAGUGUGCGGGGUCUCGGUCAGUCAGCGUGCCGGCUCUCGGUCAGUCAGCGUGCCGGCUCUCGGUCAGUCAGCGUGCGGUGGUCUGGGUCAGACAGCGUGCGGUGGUCUGGGUCAGACAGCGUGCGGUGGUCUGGGUCAGACAGCGUGCGGUGGUCUGGGUCAGACAGCGUGCGGUGGUCUGGGUCAGACAGCGUGCGGUGGUCUGGGUCAGACAGCGUGCGGUGGUGUGGGUCAGACAGCGUGCGGUGGUCUGGGUCAGACAGCGUGCGGUGGUCUGGGUCAGACAGCGUGCGGUGGUCUGGGUCAGACAGCGUGCGGUGGUCUGGGUCAGACAGCGUGCGGUGGUCUGGGUCAGACAGCGUGCGGUGGUCUCGGUACAUACAGAUCAGAUAAUGUGCUGGGUGAACCAUCAGACACCGUGACUGGAGGAACAUUGUAUAUUAUCUAUAUAUUAUCUGGGUCUCCUAUGAGAAUAUGUACUGCAGGGCUACAUACAGAUCAGAUAGUGUGCUGUGUGAAUGAUCACAGAUACUGUGACUGGAGGAACAUUGUAUAUUAUCUGGGUCUCCUAUGGGAAUGUUUACUGCAGGGCUACAUACAGAUAACUAGUGCUCUCCUGGGUGUAUCUCUCCAGCAGUCCCACUGAGGCCGGCCUGCCAGAUCUACCAUGGCUUUCCUGGACACACACACACAAAGGGCUAUUCACUAAGGCAGGGGUAGGAAAACUUUGGCACUGCAGAUGUUGCAGACUAUAUCUCCCUUAAAGGGACACUAUAGUAGCCCAAAACCACUACAGCUUAAAGCAUGGGUCCUCAAACUCCGGCCCCCCCAGAUGUUGCUGAACUACAACUCCCUUUGAUUCUCUGGCUAUCUAUGUAAUUCAGAGAAUCAUGGGAGUUGUAGUUCAGCAACAUCUGGGGGGCCGGAGUUUGAGGACCCAUGGCUUGAAGGGACUCUGGUCACCAUAGCAACUUUAUCUAAAUUAAGUUAUGGUGCCAGGAGACCCCCCCUGUGCAUUGUUACCUUAAGUUUUCUAAAUGUUUAACCCCAAAGUGUGCCUCCAUCCGGCUUGUAAAUCUUAGUUAUGUGCAGGCAAACAUACCAUUUUUUUUAAAGCAAGGGGAGCGACUGAUUGGGUUAGAGCAGGCUUCCCCAAACUCCGGCCCACCAGAUGUUGUUGAACUACAACUCCCAUGGUUCUAUGAAUGAAAUAGGCUGAGAAUCGUGGGAGUUGUAUUUAAGCAACAUCUGGAGGGCCGGAGUUUGGGGAAGCCUGGCUUGGAGCAUCAGUUAACCACUUGAUGCCAAUCAGUGGUGCCCAUGCCCACUGGCACUCCACACUUCCUGUAAUGUAGUCUCUCUUCAUGCUUUUCAUUGUAAACACUGCCUUUUUCAGAUAUCAGGCAGUGUUUAUAUUGCUGCCUAGUAAUGGGGCGGGAGGGGGGUCGAGUGGGGAACCUAAACUGUUUCUCCAGCACUAUAGUGUAAGGAAUACAUGUUUAUAUUCCUAACACUAUAUUGUUCCUUCAAUGCUCUUACAGCCAUAAUCUUGGAAAAGCAUAAGGGGAGAUGGAGUUCACAACAUAUGGAGUGCCAGAUGUUGCCUAUCCCUGCACUAAAGUGGGAAUUGCCAGAAAAAAUAAUAAUUUGAAAUUCACUUUGAAUUUUCAAAAUUUUGCCAUAGACUUUGGCCCUAAUUUAAUGGUUAGCACAAGAAAAGCCUACAGGAUGUAGAAUUCAAAUGCUGGAGGUAGGAAAUCACAAGUCAUUAAUGGCUGGGAGAUCCUGCAGCAUAUGAAUUUGACAUCUCGCAGGGCAGCAAUUCUUAUAGGAUGCCCUUUUAUUUGAAGUGAUGCAUGCAAGGGAAUAUAUGGUGCUGCAUCCCAUAGCCCUAUCCGUAAUUAGAAGUCACAGUAUUUGUAAGUCUGCGAUUUUGUAUAGAGUACAUAGUUAAAGGGACACUACAAGCACACAGACCACUUAUUGCCAUUGAAGUGGUCUGGAUGCCAAGACACUGUCCCCUUAACCUUGCAAUUGUAAUCAUUGCAGUUAUUGAGAAAUUGCAAUAAUUACAUUGCAAGGUUAACUCUACUCUAGUGGCUUUCUACCGGGUCCUUAGUGAUCAUUUGGUCCACUAUAUGACUCUGGACGUUCUCACGCUUUGCAGGAGGACAUCCAGUGUCAGCUAAAACCACAUAGGAAAACAAUGAUACAAGACUUCCCUAUGGGGUAGUCCACAUGCGCAUUAGGGAUCGUUGGCAGAGGUGGAGCUUGACCCAGUGCCGAUGGACAUUGGCCCUGGAAUCAGUUAAAUGACACAAGGGGUUUUAAGCCUUUCAGCGUUACGGGGACCUUGUGUUCCUAGCAUUAUAGUUUCACUUUAAGUACAGUGCUUUGUUUGGGUUAUGGUUGUUUUACAUAUAGGGACACUCCAGGCACUAUAGCUUUUUCAGCCUGCUAUAGUGGUUAUGGUGCCAAGAAGUGCUUUGUCGCCCUCUGUUUAAUUGGUUUGACAACUUACCUGGGGUACACCAGUCACUUCUUCCUCUGGAGCCCUGAUGCUCUUGCAAGUAGUUUCUGUAAUGUCCCAUGGCUAAGCCUUGUAGUGCAGGGCAGAUUAUUGGCUAUUAUUGGAGCAUUUUGAGCCUAGAACUGUUGGCUGCAGAGAAGUUAUGACCGCCAGAUUCCAGGUAAGUUGUAAACCCCUGUUACCAUAACCAACUACUGCACACUGAACUGCCUUAUGGGGGUGAAGGUAGAAUUAAAUAAGGUACCUGAGCAUGUACACAGAGGUCAUGCUUGCUACCACAGCUGCGGGUUGGUGCAUGGGCAUCUGGUUUCAUUUGUUGAGGCAGCCACUUUUGGAGGACCCAGAAGAAAGCUUCAGGUAAGUAUAUAUAUUAUCCUGCACUAUUGAUGUUUAAUGGCACAGCAAGUAAAUUAAAGAAAACAUGUCAUGGUAGACACACCUAAGUUUAAAAAUCAAACUGUAGGCACACUAACCAUUUUGUCUCAUAGAAUUGGUUAUAGUGCCGGGAGUCUUCAAGCACUGUACCUCCAUUCAGUGUCAGAGCAUUUAACAAUGAAUGAAGUACCCUGGCCAUCCACAGGCUGACCCCUACUGGAGGUAAUAGCCUGAAAACGAUCAGCAGCCACCCAUUGCUGUUCAGUGAAGAUGGGCUGCUGGGACCCUCAUUUACCAUUGAAUCAUUAAAGGAACACUGUAACAUUAGGGAUACAAACCUGUAUUCCUUAAUACAAUGUAGUCCUUGUCCCUAGUGGUAUUAAGGUCUCCCCUCUCCCAUAGAGGAACAUUGGGGACCUAAUGCGCUGUGUGUGCAUUCAAGCUUCCCCAUAGGAAAACAUUGAAUCAAUGCUUUCCUAUGGGGGCUUCCACUUCAUGUGACCAAGAUUUAAUUUAAUGCAGAUUAAAUGCCUCUUCUGGCUGCCAUUCUGAUGAGUGAAACAUUUCCAUUUCUAAUAAACUGUUUUACAUUGCAUUGUUAGAAGGACAGGGCCACUGCAUCCAGACAACUUCAUUAAGGUCAAGUGUUUGGGUUACUAUAGUAUCCCUUUGCAUAUAAUUUAACAUUGAACGGAAGGACGGUGCCCCACCCGGGCUGUCCUUAGCAUUAGAUGUAAAUCUAAGUGUAUUGUGAAGGGCAAUGAAACCACUCGUAUGAGGUCCUCCUCUCUGUGUUACUCCCCCAGCAGGUUUUUAUCACGCUUGCAGGGGGGCUCUAAUACCCAAUGUGCUAGUAGUGAUGCCAACCAGCGGUAUCAUUCAACAGGAUUUCUUUGCAGAGGGUGAGUGUUACAACAGUGGAAUCCCUAUGCACCUCUGAGAAUUGCAGUGCUGAAGCUAGAUGGAGCAGGUGAGUGCUAAUAUAACAGCUCCCAAAGCAUAGAAGUAUAUAAUUUAUCAGUUACAUGAAUGUACUGCUUUGGUUGUUGUUACGUGUUAAAAGAACACUCCAGGCACCCAGACCACUUCUGCCCAUUGGAGUUGUGUGGGUGCCAACUCCAAUCACCCUUAACUCUCCACGUGUAAUUAUUGCAGUUUUUAUAAACUGCAAUAAUUACCUGGAAGGGCUAAGCCUUCCUCUAGUGGCUAUCUAUCAGACAGCCACAAGAGGGACUUCUGGGUUCUUAAAACACUGAAAGCUAUGCAUGCGGACCUCCAAUUUCGCUGGAUUCCCCAUAGUCACUGAAGGUUUUUUUGUUUUUUUUACCCCUUUUAGCAACAUGGGAUGGGGGGUGGGAAGGAGCAGGACACUGCAGGAUCCUGCAUUGCCAGGAAAACAGGUUUGUUUUCCUGGCACUGGAGAAUCCCUUUAAGUUUAAAGCGAAUCUGUCAUGAAACUGAAAUGUUUGUGGAAGUUUACUUUAUUACAUUUUACAGAUUUCAUAGCAGGAUCCAUCUCACUGCAUUCAGUUUUGUUUUUUGGAGAUCCCAGCCGAUUCUCUCUUUUAAAAAAAAUGUUUUUUAACCUUUUUAUUUAGUUGGUUACGACCAAAGUGAGCCAACCAACAUUCUUGAAUGUUUCUCAGUUUGUUAGAACACCUGGAAGCAGUGUGUAAAUUUAAUUAGCCAAACCGCUCUGUCUGUUUUAUGUUUGUAUGGUUUACGCAAAUGUAAACUACAUCUACUAUGUUGGGGUGAAAUAAAAUACCUAAAUUUCCUUAAAAAUAUUAAGUUCAUUAGACCAUAAAUCUGCUCAGUAGAUCCAAAAGUUGCUUUACAAAUGUCUAGAGACACAAGCAGUCAAAAAUGAUGUAAUUUGCAGCUUCUUUUUCUAGCCCUUUUCAUUCAUUUUAGGUGUGUGCACCAUAUGCACCCUAAAAAGAGCAAGACAGUGGUCAUGCAUGCCUGAUUGCAUCUUUAGCGAUUUCUGCACACAGCAAGGCUGUGUCUAGUGCAGACAUAGGCAACCUUCGGCACUGCAGAUGUUUUGUACUACACCUCCCAUGAUACUUUUCCAACAUUAUGUUUGUAAGAGCAUUAUGGGGGAUGUAGUCCACAACAUCUGGAGUGCCGAAGGUUGCAAUAAAUAAAAGCUGCAGUAUGAUUGUUGUUGGUUUGUUAAGCAAUUCCACUCACCCUACAUAAAUGGUUGAACUGUGGAUUAGAUAAUUGCUUAUUUUAUGAAUUCCUUAUUGAUUAUGGGAUAAGAUCAGACCCCAUUGACCAUAACACACGGCUGUGUUACUCUGCAAAUCUCCUCUUAACAGUGAAUAUCACUAGUCUGCAUUCAAAUACGCAAUAUACAAUCCACAUCACAACACAUAGUAGCAACUGUGGCACUUUAUAUCAGCAUAGAAGAAAGAUUUUUAAAUAAUCAUAAUGACAACAGCAUGAUUGACGUUUUAGGCUGGUAUAUAUAAUCUUCCAAAUCAAGCCAGCACUCAAGGACUUUUAAUCCAUAGUCACCGUUUCAGUUUACAACAGCAAACUUUCAUCAGGACAUCUGAGAGGAAAGCUGGAGUGCAAAUCUACAAACUGUGUAUAUAUAUUUAUAUAUAUAAUUUUUUUUUUUUUUCUGGUUAAUGCAGGAAGAAAUGUGCUUGCUUUUUUGUCAAUAAUUGAUGUUCUAGACUGGUUAAAGGUUCCAUGGAUAUGUGCGCCUGUGCAUUUCCUUACUGGUUUAUCGCUGUCUCUUUGAAGAGGAAGGCAAGGAGGUUGUACUAAGGGCUUAGUAUUUAUGUAAAAUCAAAAAGCAAUAACAGCCUCACACAGAUUGGCUAGAAGUCCUGACUUUGCCGCUUCUGCAGUGCGCUCUUGCUAGACCAACAAGUGUAUCAGCCAGUAAUGAUGAUAAAAUGAGCUGUGGCUGUGCUAAGCUUUUCUAUUAAAAGGACUGUUAGACUGUAUAUAAUAAUUUCAUUAAAUCUAAGUUGAUAUGGUGCAAGGAGGUGCACCGGCACUUUCUUAUCUGUAGGGUUUAAUAGUAUAGAGCCAAUCAGUGUCUCCUUGCCUGGCAGCCGUCCGUGCUUUCUCUUACUGAAUUUCAAAAUCUGGAUGUCAAUGGGGACAGUGAGGAACUGCGCUGGAGAGCCGACUUUGAGGUUAAACCAUUCUUGAAUGGUUUAACCCCUACGUGUAUAGAAGCCCCAGGGAUGUUCUGGUACCAUAACAACUUAAUUUUAGUGAAGUUGUUAUGGUGGCUGGAGUGUUAAUUUAAAUCACAGCAAAGGCUUCUUGGAGGCUCUUGUCAACGUUCUAUUUAUAAAGGUUAUAUUUGUAGCAAAUUAUAUUCUAUACCAAUGGGGCUGUUUCAGUUAUAGUGAACCUGUCAUGUAAGGUUUCCUUUAAAAGAACAUACCAAAAAUCAAAAGCACUACCGCCCCCUGUACUAGUCAAAGCUCCUUACUCUGAAGUCUGAAGCUCCUGCACUGAUUUAAGACUGCAGAGAGACCAAUGAGCUGACCCUGUACAGUGGAGCUAACAGAAGCACUGUACAUGAUUCAAAUAACGUAUUAUCAGUAUAGUUGUGUCUAACAUAAUGUCUUUUUUUUUUUUUACAGAUUCUAUGUGACCAUUUUGAAAAAUAAUCUGCAAAAAUGUCGAGUAAGUGACCAUUGUGCUUAAUUGUCUGUUACCCCACUUGUCUACAUGUUUUUUAUGUUUUUAUUCUGGACUAUUGUUUACACUAUACCUAUUGGUUCAUUCAAAAUUUAACUCUGCAGCAAAAUCUAUUAUGUAUUAAUAAGGGGACACGUUUAAAAGUACAGGCAACAUAAUUUAUUCUAAAAUAAAUUGCUAUGUUGCCAGGAGGUCUCUGGCACUGGUUUAUGAACGGCUUAACCAUCAAGUUUCCUCUCCAGUGUCGGAUCGUUCUGUACCCUCCAACAUCUGCUUGCUGAAAAGAUGCAAAAUGGAAGCCUAGGACUUCCAGAAACACAAUCGCCACUGCUUGGCUUAGAGCGGUCACUUUCAGCCUUUCAUAAAACCGGCUUGAGAAAAACACAGUUGUACGAAAUGAGAUCCACUGAUUUGCUGAGAGCGUCUGCAGACCACUCUAAGCCAAACAGUCCCAUGAACCUCGGCAGUCUCAGGCUUCCAUUUUGACGUUUUUCAGCAAGUGGAUAUUGGAGGGUGCAGGGAGGUCCCGCGCUGGAGAGGAGACUUUGGGGUUUAACCUUUCACAAAUGGUUUAACCUCUAAUGGUAAGCCACAUACUUGUUUGCCCCAUAACAACUUCAAUUUGAUGAAGUUGUUAUGGUGGCCGGAUGGUCCCUUUAAGCAUAAUAGCCACUACAAUCUAGUGAUAAUGGUACUUUAGCUUAUGCUUAUUAAAGGUGGCGUUUUGUCCCUAAAGGAACUUAAUAGUGCAAAUUCCAAACAUUACUUGAUAAUCUUAGUUGAAACCAUUAAAGGACCACUCGUUUUCCUGGCACUAUAGAGUCUUUAGGUCCCCCCACCCUCAGGGUCCCACUCUCGCCGGGCUGAAGGCAGAGGAAGGGGUUAAACUCUUACCUUUCUCCAGCGCCGGGCUCCCUGGGCGCUGAGUAACUCUCCUCCCUCUUCCGAUGUCAGCGCUGAAUGCGCACCCACGCGCGCAUUCAAUCAGUCCACAGGAAAGCAUUUCUCAAGGCUUUCAUAAUGCUUUCCUAUGGACGACAGCAUCUUCUCACUGUGAUUUUCACAGUGAGAAGCGUGGAAACACCUCUAGCGGCUGUCAGUGAGACAGCCACUAGAGGCUGGAUUAACCCUAUUGUAAACAUAGCAGUUUCUCUGAAACUGCUAUGUUUACAGCUACAGGGUUAACCCUAGCUGGACCUGGCACCCAGACCACUUCAUUGAGCAGAAGUAGUCUGGGUGCCUAUAAUGGGCCUUUACGUUCUCAUGAUUCAUCAGUAUUUUUUACUUUUUUGUGUGUGUGUGUGUUCUCAAGUUUUUCGUGGAUUUUGACUUUUUGGUGGUAUUCCCCCUUAAUUGGGCCCCUAGAUCCUGAUUUUUGUACUACUGGAUGGUGUGACCUUUUGUCAUUGUUUCCUACCACUCUUAAGAUGAACACACAUGAAUAUCUUUAAGAUAUUAUUUUACCCUACGCUUGCAAAUAAAAUCCUUAAAUAAAAAACGUAUUGCACAUUCUUUCACUUUUGUGUAUGUGCACCCAUCCUUUCUGUCAAUGUUGUUGGUAAAUUAACAUAUAUUUAUUUUCUUUUAAAUAGAAAGACCAUCGUAUGCUCCGCCUCCUGCUCCGGCUCCCACAACUGUAAGUAAUAAAAGCUACGAGAUAUUAUUGCAUUGACAUGGCACAACAAAUAGGAUUGCUCCACACGGAGUGUUUUUUCUUAAAAGGAACACUGUAGCAUUAGGAAUACAUGUAUAUUCCCAACGCUACAGCUCUGAUGCCCUUAAUCAAUUUGGUCCUGUCCCCCCCACACUGUGCAAAAAAAAAAAAAAAUGAAAUAAAAAGAAAUCAAAUUACUCACCUUUUCUGCAGUGCCGAGUCUCCCUUGAUGCUGCUGCGACCUCUUUGGUUUGCGUCAUCCUAAAGGCAUGUCUCCAAGAUGAUGGGCCAUUCCAAUUCUCCUCAUAGAGGAGCCACAAUGCACCUAAGAUUCUGCCAAACAGUGAUACUCUAUCACCAACCAUGACGGCACUGCGCAUGCAUACGUUACGAUAUGAGAACUGGAAAGUAAGACUCCCGGUUCUCAUACAUAGAGGGCUUGGAGGCGUGGCUUGAAGCCGCUCUUUUCCAUGCCCAGUAAUCAGUGCACUAAAGGGUUUUGGGGGGUUACACGAGGGGGGGGUUGGGGGGGUAAUAUUAAGUGCCGUUUUUUUUUUUUAAAGUAUUUUAAUUUUAUCCCAAACUUGCCUUACAAAAUAGGAGCCUCCUCCAUAAACAGAUACCUUGCACAUUUUAAGAUUUACAGUUGCAUCUUUUACACUCACAAGUUGCACUUCACUUUCAUGUGUGGAGACCAAUGAAGCAGAAGCGUAAACUGCUUUACCCAGCAAACCGACGUGUGCUAAUUUUAAACACAUUGUUGUGGAUUAAAAUUAGAUUUUGCCUUUAUUUGUAAUGGGCAAAACCCAGCUUUGUACAAGUAAAAUUCCUCAUGCUUGCUUUUCAUAAAAUUACAUGUUCUGUGUCUGUCCAAUGCGUGCUGCCAUUUUAUGUGCUUGCUCUCUUCAAAGUGAAACUUUUGACCAGCACAUUUGUUUUGUAGGAUGUCCUACUUCACCAGCUUCAACUACAUGCCCCUUUUACGAAAAUCAGGAAGUCUGCUGCUUUUACAGAAGCAGGAAACAAAUUCAAUCUUUUAAAUAUACCCCCAACUGGCUGUUGAAACAUAGUGUUACAGGGUUAUCAAUUAAAAAUAAAUAAAAAAUAUAUAGUGUAUUUACCUAUAUUCAGAGGCUUUUUCCACCACUUAUGUCAUCCCAGGAAACAGGAAGAGGGAUUUAUAAACACAUCAAUGCUAUAAUAUAUCACUAUAAUAAAUGUUUUUAGUUAUCUUUCCUUUAUAAACAAUAGUUGUGCUCAGUAACCCUCUCUACACCACUACCUUACUCGAUUUGCAACUGGCAUCAAUGAGAGAGAUCAGAUAUACCCAUUGUACAGCACUGUAAAAUGUGUUGGCGCCUUUUAAAUCAUUUCAGAAUUUUAUCAAAUAUGACUAAUAUUUUUUAUUAUGGACAACAAAUCUCAAUUUUGCAGGAAUCUACAUUCAGUCCCUUGUCAGAAGUGUACAAUUCUUAUUAUAAUCCAUUUUAGUUAAAUUUCACAACUUUUACACAUCAUUAGCAAACCAUUUUCAUAUGUAAUUUUUUAUUUUAUUUUUUUUUUUAAACUUUUAUUUCCUUCACUUUUUAGAUUUAAUUUUUUUUUUCCUUCCCCUGCUGGAACUCAUUUCUCAUUCGUGUUUUUUGUCUCAUUUGUUUCCAUCAGCAAAUGCCCAGCACACCAGGGUUUGUGGGAUACAAUCCAUACAGCCAUCUUGCCUACAACAACUACAGGCUGGGAGGGAACCCAGGCAGCAACAGCAGGGCCACGGUAGGAAAAUCAACUGAUAUGUCACAUGGGGUCUCAAAGUGCAGCUGUACAGGCAUUCAGAUUGUUUUUUAAACAUAAAUAGGGUUACAACCACUUGUAAUAAAUCCAGAAUGUUCACUUCUGUAGAGUUUUGUUGUAUAAGUGUUCUGUUGUACAAAUGGUCAGCUCGAUUUACUCCUGCACUCUGUAUAUACUGGAUACUCAUCGAUAAGCAUGCACCUUGAAAUAUGUCUGGACUUUGUCAUAAAACAGUUUUAGAUGUUUUUAAUGUAUAACAGAUUUGUUUUUGGUCUUUCCCUCAACUAUGUGUUCUUUUUAUUUUAAAGAGGUACUCUAGGCACCAUAAUAACUUUAGAUGCAGUAGUGGUUUAUGGUGCCAGGACUCCCUGGUGCUUUCUCAUUGUUAAGAGUCAAAUGGUUUUCCAUUUUACAGAUAUUACUAAAGAGAAAAUUCCAUCUUCCCCAUCAACAAUAUUAAAAAGACACAAUAGACACAAUGAGACUGCAGAGGCAUAAUCUAUACACCAAAACUGCAUUAAGUUAAAGUUGUUUUGGUAAAGACCAAAGAAAAAGUUGCCUGUGCUCUCUCUUUAAUCCCUAUGUAUAUUUAAACAAAUGGAGGUCAUUUAGUUACUCCAAUGGCCACUGGAGGGAAUGCCCGUCUGCCAACGUCAAGACAGACCUCCCUAGACGGGUCCUACUCUGACCCUUCACCUUGCUUCCUUGAGCUUCUGGCAAAUAUAUCUCUGAGACAGAAAGGGGUAUUUUUUAUAUACACACCUAUAUACUUAUUAACGCUUAAUAGGGAACACAUGGGAUGGGCAGCAGCAUUGCAACAUAGCUGUGUGAUACAAAAAGUGAAUAAAAAUACAAAAAGUAAAGUCCUGCGCUAAUACGAAUACAAAAAGAAAAGUUGUUUUGGUGCCUAUUAUGUCCUGUUAACAACUGAUUAAAAUUCUUUCAUGCAGGAUGUGUCACUCACAGCCAAGGGAGGUGUAGGUGCUGUAUACACAGAAUGAAAAGUUUAUUUAAUCCCUAAAUGGCAGGAAAAUGAGCAGUGAGAAGGCAGGGGCAACCUCUAUACACCAAAACUGCUUAAAUACGCUAAAGUUGUUUUGAUGCCUAUUGUAUCCCUUUAAUUCCACCCAUGUUUGGAUGUAAUUCACUGGCUCAGAGCAUCUGCUUACACUGUCAGAUAACAAAAUCUUUCCAAAUAUGGAUAAAACGGAUAUAUCUAAUGUGUUAGGGGAACUUUUUCUUUAGCUAUAUUUGUAGAGAGGAGCUGGACAGUGGGUGCCCUUAAUACCAAUGUAAUACCUUCUGAAUACUGUAUGUUCUUAACAGUGAAAGACAUCGGGAGACUCCUGACAUACUACAGUGAGCUAUAGUUGUAAUGGUAUCAGAGCGCUGUUAAGUUGUUAUUUUUACAGUUCAUAAAUUGGUUAAGUAGGAACGUUCACAGCCAGCUCACUUUACACUUAGUACACAAAGAUCAAGAAAGCUGGUGACUUAAGAGUUUAAAUGGAGUAGAGAGGGGUCACACUCAGCCAGAAGCCACAGAUGGUGCACUUAAACUGGAGGUGGCAAGUUCUUCGAAUCAUAUAAAGCACAUGCAAUAUAGUCUGGGCACACCGCAGCUUUGCCAAAUUUUUCAUGGCAAGUUCGAAACUUUUCUAUCCAUGACCGAAUAAAACUGUUAACACGAAGUUGUUGGUGUCCAGACUAGAUUGAAUGAAUUUGCUGUUUAAGAGUUGAAAUUUCCAGGAAUCACAUUCAAUAGGGUAUGUAAUCAACCAAUGAGUGGUUCAGAUACUUAUUCCAUUGAGUGAUGCCAAUAUCUAUUUAACCCCUUCAGGACACAUGACGGAAAUAUUCCGUCAUGAUUCCCUUUUAUUUCUGAAGGUGUGUCCUUAAGGGGUUAAUGGAGCAGAAUAUGUAAAUGAAUCCUAGUUGGUAAAUAUUAGCAACCUUUUGAGAAGAACAUGUGUUUGAAGGGGACAAUGGUGGAUAAACUACUAAAAAAUAAUCUAGUAAAAUGCACGUAUGGAAUGUCCUUCUUUAAGCCAAUUGUGACUUUUUCUAUAAAAAGGUAAGCAAUACCUGCAGUUACAUAAAUACAGACUGAAAGGGAAGAUCCACAGCAUUAAUCCAAAUGUAUCAAAUAAUGAGAAACUUAGUAUGAGGAUACUUCCACGUGUUUUUAAUUGUUGAUAAUGUCUAAUGCUUCUACAAAUGUGAUGAAAUUAUUGCUAUUAUACCUUCAUACAUGUAACAUCUAUAAUAUCUAAAGUUGAUGCACCCAAAUGUUCUCUGUCGGGGCCAGACCUGGACUUUUUUUUUAAACUUACUUGCACAAAAAGUCGAAGUGCAAACCACAAUUAAAGAAAAGGGACAUUGUGAAAAAUAAGCUUAGGUCUAAACUCCUAUGCGAUGUGACGCAAGACCUCCAUAUUUUAAUUUGAAAAUAAUUAAAUCUGGAAUGUGACUGAUUUGCUUCACCAUGUUCAUCUGAUUUGAAGAGGAAAACGAUCAAGUAUGCACUUUUUUGUUCACUUUUUUUUUUUUUUUUUUACUGUAAUUAGAAUAUUAACAAGGUAACAUUUCAGAGGAAAAUUCUGUAAUAAAUAUUGCUCAAAACACUAUUGUAUUAUCUUUAUUCAAAGAUACUUAUUUUUGGUCGUUUACACCCUACUUCUUCUAUACCUUGUUACCUUCAACGAUGCAAACAUUUUAAAAAAUGCUUAUGGUGAGCAGUCAUGUUGUUUCUUUAAUAACCACCUCUGCUCAUACUUUAUGCCUCUUAACUCAUACACACCACAAAAGCAAAGAUGAAAACUUAAUGAAUAGAUAAUACUGCAUCCUUUACAUACUUCUCUGUAUGAUUAACUGAUGUACAUACAUACAAUAGGGGAGCCAGACUCGCUGUAUAUAAAUAUACCUUUAAAAUUGUCCUGGCUUUUAAUGGCAAGCCCUGAUUUUUGAGUUUGUGGUCCUCCAUCCACAGUAAAUGGAAAACAAGGAAUAAAAAAUCCACUUGUAUACAAUAGGUUGUUAAGCUUCAGCUCCUUCUGAUGAGCACAAACAUGAGAACAUAGUUUGCUCACUGGCAACUGUGCUAGCUAAAGUAGGCCUGCAUUAGCUGACCUGUUUACUGCAAAUCUCCAAUGUAGCAAAGCAUCAUGACUUGCUUGGCCAUAAUAUUGGGAACAUAUCCAAAAUUCUUGCUGCAUGGACUUAAAGGAACACUAUAGCGUUAGGAAUACAAAUAUGUAUUCCUUACGCUAUAGAGCCUUAGACACUGUUUAGGUGACUAGGACCCCGUUCCACCACGAAUAAAUGGUUAACCAUUUAUUUGCUUACCUUAAUCCAGCGCCGGGCUCCCUCUGCACUGGUGACCUCUCCUCCAUCGACACCAGCUUCCAAGUGGAGCCGAAUGCACAUGCGCGGCCAGAGGCGCGCACAUUCAAACCCAUUGAGUAAUGCUUUCCCAUGGGGAUCUUUUUUGACGUUGGAUUCCGUGUCGAGUGUCAAAUAAGUGCAAUUUACUCUAUGUAAAUCGCAGAAGCGGCCUCUAGUGGCUGUCAGGGAGACAGCUCCUGAAGGCUGGAUUAAUCCUGCAGUGUAAACAUAGCAGUUUCUCUGAAACUGCUAUGUUUUCAGCUGCAGGGUUAAAACUAGGGGGACCUGGCACCCAGACCACUUCAUUGAGCUAAAGUGGUCUGGAUGCCUAUAGUGGUCUUUUAAAGGACUCAAGUAACCUAUUUACAGAGUGAGCAGGUUAAGAAAGAGUAACUUUUCUUCUAUAAGAAUCACAAAUAUUCAUGUAACAGGACAUAUUCUACAAAGUGAGUCUGUAUAUGCAAAUAGACCUUAAACUAUGCUGUUUUAAAACUGCUUAUUAAAUGUUAUUUUGCAGCAAGUAUUAUUACUCAUAGUGGGGCAUUAAGUGUAUAUUAGAUUUCAAAAGAGAAGAUCUUGAAAUAAGUAUGUAAAAUAUUAAUUGUCACUCUAACCACGAAAUGGGGAGUAAAUUCAGAAUGAUUGCAGUACAUUCCAAGCACACCAAAAAUGUAUGCUCCUUGCUUGUUGCAUUGACCUCCUAUGCCAUUACAGCACUGUAUAUUCUGUUAUCAAUGCAACAAUUUAUCUCAAUGCACUCAGCAAAAACAGGAAUGAAGUCCUUUAGGAUGUAAGUAGAAGACAUGCUGCAUUUUUUUCAAGAAGCAACUUGAUUGACUGGGAAAUCCCUACUCUAGAAACUCUAGAAACUCAAAAUUGAAUUUGCUGCAAUAAGAGCCACUCGGCCCAUCUAGUCUGCCCAAUUUUCUGAAUACUCUCAUUAGUCCCUGGCCUUAUCUUAUAGCUAGGAUAGCCUUAUCCCAUGCAUGCUUAAACUCCUUUACUGUGUUAACCUUUACCACUUUAGAUGGAAGGCUUUUCCAUGCAUCCACUACCCUCUCAGUAAAGAAAAUGAUGGAAACUUAGUAAACUGAUGGAAACUUAGUAGACUUUUACGUGCAAUACUGCCUGCUUAAAGAAGCACAUGAAGAUCAGUAUACCACCUAUUUUAUUUAGAUACAUUCUGGAGAUGCAUUGAAAACAUCUCACCUGAGUGGCCGCCUUCUCUGUGCAGUGGGAUCCUCUUAAACUAGGGAUUGGCUGCAAUCUCUCAGUUACUCUGUUAUGGAUUCCUAUACGAGCAAUGCACGUGUAUGGCAUGUUUUGCUUCUAUUCUUGGUACAUCUUGUUAUUUUUUUCCCCAUUAUUAAGUAAAUGAGAAAGCAUUGUUUGCUGUAUUAGACUUGUUAGUUUCUUAUUUGAUUGAAAUGCCACAGGUUUCUGUGAGAAACGUAUACUGGAAGCUCCUUUGGUACCUGAAUGCAGAAAAUGGCAGAUUUGGGGUUUUUAUUUUUUACCCCCACUUCACCUGUUUCUUUGUACUAAAUUCCUCAAUCACUUUGUUUAUAGGAGCAGGAGAGGAUCAUUGUACUCUCUCAUAAAUCAGAGAAGACUUGUCCAUAAGUAAUACGUUGGGGCUUCCUGAAGUGGAGAAUUAGUUCUUGGUAUAUUGACUAUUGUACAUAGAGCUGCAUUAACAUAAUGUUCAUGUAAGCUCAGUUUCAGCCUCAUAACCACGAGAGAAAUGUACAAACCCAUUGCUUCAUUGUCAACAGCUGUCAUUCUUGUUACCACAACUGUGGCACAAUCUACAUUACCACUACAGUGCACUAUAGUACUAAUGGUGCUCUGGCACCCACAAUGUGAGUAGUCAAACCCUUUACUAAUGGUUUGACUAAUUAACUGGGGUCCACCUAUAAAAAAAAAUUGGACAUUAUCUGCGCUGAGCUAAGCAAGAUAGUGUUGGGCUUAGCUAAUCAGCUGAUGCUCUUAGCCCAUGAGCUGACCCUGCAUAGCAGGGCUUGGAUCAGGAAAGCUAAAAGAAGCAAACGGUUUGACUACUUACAUUGGUAAGUGGCACCAUAACUACUGCAGCACACUGUAGUUGUUACAGUGCGCAGAGUAUAUAAAGGAAACACAUUGGAAUUGAGGCAUGGUUGCUGUGCAGAGCAACUUCCACUUUUAAACCUUCAUCUGAUAUUGAUGAGCAGUCCACAUGUUUCUGGUGAGGAGUGUAGGAAUCUUAAGUUAACAUAUUUUACACUGCUAGCUUUAUAUAGCAUGACCUAAAACAAGAAAUCUGAUGAUUGCUAGUUGUAGCAGAGUAGGAAUAGAGUUCUUGAGUUGAAAAUUCUGUAAAUGUUUGUUAUUGUUUGACACGCAAAGAUCUGAAAACUCUGAAAAUGCUGUGCAGUCUCCAAAGCAGUAUAUGUUUCAGUUUCUGCCAAUAUGUAGUAAAGAGACACAUCUGGAUUCAUAUUGUAUUGUAGUCAUGACUGCAGUGUAAUAAUAUGUAUUAAACAUACUUUUUGUCUGUUUCUUUUUCCUUUGUAGGCUUCAUCAGGGAUUACAAUCCCAAAGCCACCUAAACCUCCAGAUAAGCCUCUGAUGCCGUACAUGAGAUAUAGCAGGAAGGUAAGUGAUAAGUUUGGGUUCUCGGUGAGGCUGCUACACAUCCCUCUUAUAUCCUUAAUAUCCCAAAAGCCCAUAUAUCGCCCCUAAAUAAUUUUAUGCAAAGUAAAACAUCAACCAUUUAGCUAUCUCAAUAAAAACCAUCUCCGCACCCCAAUGUCUCUGAAUAGGUCUGGGACCAAGUGAAGGCUUCCAACCCUGACCUUAAGUUGUGGGAGAUUGGGAAGAUCAUUGGUGGGAUGUGGCGUGACCUAACCGAUGAGGAGAAGCAAGAGUACUUGAACGAAUAUGAAGCUGAAAAGGUACGAGGUUAUAGCUUUAAAAAAAAAUAAAAAAAAAUAGAGAGGAAAAAAAAAAAUUAAUAAAAAAAUAAAAUAAAUCCCAUUAGAGCCACUCUGUAGGCUUGAGUCGCUGUUUUCUCUGAAGUGUGAGGGUUGCUAGUUUUGUUCACUAGGUCCCAGGCUGGAAAAAAAAAAUGUCCGCUUCAACUAUGUGGAAGGAGCAUAAAAGUCCGUGUUCACUGGUCACUACUUGUUAAGUCCCAUUGGGAGUGUAGUAUGGCAGUCUGUUCUUUAUUUUUGUUCUGUCUGUCUGUUUUUGUUUCAAUGAUGCAUCCCCAUUUAGAACCAAAUUGAAAGCAUAAUCAAGAUCAUCAACUGGACGUGGCCCAUGAAACCUAUGUUUUCUGAAUAUUCGGCACAACCCUUUCUCAAUUGGGUCCUUCGGGAUUACAGUUGGGUCCGAUCUAAAGUACACUUUAUUGAGAACAGGUUUAAUGCCUACUGUACCGAGUAAAGAUUACAAUUUAUUAAGCUAAGCUAAAAAUGUCCCUCUGAUGGUUCUCAUUGGAUAACAAUUUCCCAGAAUCUUAAACAGUAAGUGUGGAAGCUACCAGAUAUUUCACAUCUUUUUUACACCACACACUCUCAUAUGCUGGCUUCAUUUGUUAACUAGCCAGUAUAGGUUGUGUAUCUAUUCACCUGAAUAAUAGUCACGGUUUUGCAUAUUAUUAAUAUGGUACCAUGCAGUUCUAAUGUCACUUCAACUAAGGUGAGGUAUUCAUCAUGGUCAUCAACGGAAGAAUUACUGGUUGACUAUCACUAUCUGCACUUAUCCUCAGGGUAGCAGUUAUACAAUAGAACUCAUAUUAAUAUUUGUAAUGAAGUACCCCCUUCAGCAGUCCCAUAGGGUACUUGUAUAACAUACUGAAUAUUCUCGUCAAUCAACUUAUUUAUAGGUGUGUUACUUAUGUGAAUAAGUGCUUUCGUGGGGCAUGGUAAGCAGUACCAUCUAUAAACGGUGCAAGCAACAAGCUUUAAAAGUUCAUAAAAUUUUAGGUUGUUUUUUUUUGGAGGCUGCAAAGAAAUCAAGGUUUCCUGAAGAGGAUAGAUACUAAAGUGAUUGAGAUAUUGUAAAUAGUAAGCAAACGGAUGAUUUACCAAAUGUGGUGAAACUGUGUUUUGUUUUUAAUUAGGCUCUAUUUGGGGCUGCAUCUAAAGUCUAGUUACAUGAUACAUGCAGUGCAGAUAUAUACAUUUCAUGCAGAGGUGAAGCUUGAUGACACCCUUCCUGCUUCAAUGUAGAUUACAUUUUUAACAUAAACAUGUUUCUCAAACUACUAUGGGGAAUAUAAUGCUGAGUAAUAUAGCUUGUGAUGGCAGAUACUAUUAAAUAGUCCCACUCCAAACUUCUUAUUGUGAAAUGUUAAAGUGCAUUUAUUUAAAUAUACAAAAUCUUUAGGAAGUACCUUAAUUUAAAUUUAUAAUCCCCAAAAAUGUAGAAAAAUCUCCCCAGUGCGACAACUGCAAAAGCUCAUAUUGUACCCUAGACAGAGUCCUGCUUGGUUGUCGGAAUGAUAAAUUUAAAGUUGAAACAAUGAGUUGUAAAUAUUUCAAGAAUGCAUAAUCCCCUACUUUAAAAUCCAUAAAUCUCUAUUUAAUUUUUGUGUGAUUAAGUUUUCUUAGAUUGCUUUUUCUUCUCAAAGUAAACACUAAUAAAGGACAUCUGCAAAGAUAAGCCUCUGUGGUAUCUUCACACAAGGGGUAGACAACAAGAUCCCUUCUAAGUUUUGCCAGACUACAACUUCCAUGAUGGUUUACCAGUUUGCAAGAUGGCAAAGCAUUAUGGGAGUUGUAAUUUGAUAAAGGCUGGGGGCAUCUUGUUGGCUCUUUUGUCUAAAGUAUGGUGUCAUUUAACUUAAUCAUACAUUAAUGAAAUAUUUUUUAGAUGAAAUGUGUUAAAUUACAGGUUUUCUGAGAUUGUUAGUGUUUUGUUUUCUCAGAAAAGCACAUUGCUUAAAAGUAUGAUUUUACAUCUAUGGAUAUGUGAAAAUCUAGAUAUUGGUUGUAAACUGUAAGUCAGGGAACAUCCAUAUAUUUAUAAAUAAAUAGCAUUUUUGUAUCUCCCCCCCGCUACACACACUGUUCUGUAAAGUAGUUUUUCAUAUUCAUUAUCUCAUCCCUCUAACGUCUGUUAAAGUACUACCCUAAGUACUUUGCACAUAAUGUUUUCACCCAGAAUAAAAUAGAUUGUACAUUUCUUGUGACAGCCACGCCGACAUCUCCCACCAGAACCUGUGCGCACCAAAUAACCUUUUGUAAUUUUCUCUGCAGAUUGAGUACAAUGAAUCAAUGAAGACGUACCACAAUUCACCUGCUUAUCUCGCCUACAUCAAUGCCAAAAGCAGGGCAGAAGCUGCUCUGGAGGAAGAAAGCCGCCAGCGCCAGUCACGCAUGGAAAAGGGGGAACCCUACAUGAGCAUCCAACCUGCGGAAGAUCCUGAUGGUUAGUAAACCAAAGUGUGCAAAACUGAUCGUGAACCUCACAACCGCAACAUAACCAUCAUACAUUUUAGUGCAAGGAUACUCUAUAUAAAAAUUACAGCCUUUUCUUGUUUUCCCCCUUCAUACAGCAUACCCUUUUGUGAUGGGUUUGGCUAUAUCGUUCCUGGGUUAAUUUCUAUAGGAAUCUUUAUUAAAGGGCUGCUAUAACCCUUUCUCUCAAAAUUAGCAUUUUUCCUUUAUUAACACUACUGAUCUUGUCCACCCCCUUAUUUUAUAUAAAACCAUUUAAAUAUUUUAAAUCUUGUCUCGCAGAGCAAAGUAUUUCUCGCUUAGUUUCCACGCCCUGUCUGACAUCACUCCUUCCCUUGCGAGGUUCAUUUAAAUGUUUCUAAUAGAGUAGCUUUUGAUUGGACCAUUUUACUGUCUGAGUGCGCUGAGCAGUUGAGGGGCAGAAAGGCUUUCAUUAUUGAAAAAUAAAACGUAACUGUUAAAACCAGAGGGAGGGGACACUAAAGCUGCGUACUGAUUAGACAUGUAAUUUUUGCAGUUCAGAAAAGGCAAAAUCAGGGCACACCAUCAAAUGGAGAGAAGAAAUGGCAAACUUUUUUUUAAAUUCUCCUCUCUGUGCUUUCUCAGUGCUGACCGCCAAGUGCAGAGGGCAGCACUUAUAACGAUUACUGACCGGGACCUAAGAUGGAAGCUUCCAGUUGCAGACUAAACUUCUGUGGCUUUCUACAUAUGCAUUUUUAAAUAUAACAAUAGGUAAAUGUAAUAUUAAAAAUCCUGGGAAAAGACUGUUCCCUUUUAAUAUUGUUAAUGUGUAUACUUUAGCUCCCUCUAGUGCACAGACAGUAUACUACUCUCCACUUCUCUGCUGCAAUGCAGAUUCCCAGCCCAGAAUAAUCAUUUUAUUCAGUUUACACACCCUGUUAAUAAGGAAACUGAUUGUAAUAGAUAACAAUAUUGUGAUCCAUUCAACAAAUAGCAGCAGCACACUGUACCCAAAAUAAUCUCUUUCCCUUUGUGAUGCUUGAUUUGUCUUCUAGAUGGAGUUUUUAUUUAUUUUAAUAAAGGAAUAGAACAGAUGUAGCAAAAUAUAACACAUUCUGACUAGUCCUUUUUAUGUAUAUUUUGUUUGCGCUCACUGCUAGCAGCAGUGUCACAGCACAUCAGUCUCAAUGUUAUUCCCUGCGUUUACAAGGAAUCCUAGGAAGAUUACCUGGGCUCCUUUGUGGUAUUCUUUGGUUCUUGUGUCUGCAUUAACAUGCUUUUUAGUGACACCUGGCUGCACAGCAGACAUUAAAGGUGCACAAACUUGUUUUCGUCGCACUAUAGGAUUAUUAGGUUACCCCCAUCCUGCUGGGCUGAAGGGGUUAGAACCCCUUCAGCCACUUACCUUAAUCCAGUGCCGGGCUCACUCUGCGCAGGUGACCUCUCCUCCCCCAGCCAACGUCAUCUCCGAAUGUGCAUGCGUGGCUAUUCAAACCGCCCAUAGGAAAGCAUUACUCAAUGCUUUCCUAUGGAUGUCCUGCGUGUCGUCAAUGCGAUUUUUGCAUUGAGGCUUGUGGAAGCAGCCUCUGGUGGCUGUCAGGGAGAUUGCCACUAGAAGCUGGAUUAACCCUCAGUGUAAACAUAGCAGUUUCUCUGAAACUGCUAUGUUUACAGCUGCAGGGUUAAAACUAGGGGGACCUGGCACCCAGACUACUUUAUUGAGCUGAAGUGGUCUGGGUCCCUAUAGUGGUCCUUUAAUGCAGGAGAGCUAACAGAAGCUUCAUGCUCAAGCUUUCAGUUCUAUAUAGAAGAAGUACUUACAUUAGGGGGCACCUUGGUACUCUUGACACCAUAACCAGCACAGCUCUCUGUACUUGUUAUGGUGCUUGAAGUAUUCCUUUUAAAUUAGCGAUGUGCUCCUUUUAUUGGUUUAGUCCAGGGCAGGCUUCCCCAAACCCGGCCCUCCAAAUGUUGCUGAACUACAACUCCCAUGAUUCUAUGAAUGAAAUAGGCUGAGAAUCAUGGGAGUUAUAGUUCAGCAACAUCUGGUGGGCCGGAGUUUGGGGAAGCCUGGUCUUAGGGUAUUUAGGUUUUACUUGACAUUUUUUACACAAUUCUUGAUCCUCCUAUUGUCUGCUGCCUAUCUCCCACGUUGUUCUGUGCUGACAGGCGUGGCUGAGUCUGUCAUUAAGCAAUGUACCUGCAGUGUGAUGUUCUGGGCAGAGCGCCUACUAUGAAUAAACAGAUUCUUAAAUGUUGUCUCUUCCAGUCAAACAGUUUUUUUAAAUUAAGCCUGAUUGAUUUUACUAUCCUUUUAUACAAUAUAUAUCAAACUGCAUUUUACACCCAAGUUUCUUCAAUCACCCUUUAUGAUUGAUCAACAAAUUGAAAUGUCCCAGCGAUGUCCUUAUUAUAAAAGUAUAGUAUUUGGUCUUUAUACGGUUAAAAACAGAACAGCGGUUUAAAACAAAUAAAGUUAAAUUUUUCCUAUUUUUUGGGAAAUUAUUUCACUUUAGUCACACUUUGAGUUUUAUGUUCUGAUUCCUACCUCCUGUAGACAGUGUGAUCUUUACCCACAAUCCCUGAGUCUCUUCCUGUUUCAUAUACGGGCACAAUGAUGGCUCCAUUUGGUACUACAGUUGUUAUUGAAUCACGUCAACCAUGAUCUUCAGUGUUUAGAGAGACAGCAUUCACACAUUUUUUCCCCGACAAGGUUGAUCUGCAUUAAUGUAUCUUCACUCUUCAGUCUAGCGGUAAUGUCUUUUUGUAAAUGGCAACCAUAAAAUGCACUAUAAUUUUAGAGUAUUGCUCUAAAAUGUAGAACUACACAUGCAAGAAGUUGUCUACUGCCUCUACGAACAACCCCAUUGAUUGAGCGCUGUCCUUUUCUUCCCAAAAUUCUCCAUUCUAUACAAAGGUUUAAUAAUAUGUUGUUUAUUUGCAAACAACCAGCCAAGGUGGUUAUAGAAGAAUCACUUCAGAUUAGCAAGUUUGAUACAAAGCAAGGUCUGUUAGCUUAAAUCUUUCCCAAAUCAAUUAAUUUAUUACAUUUACAUUGGGCAUAAAUAGUAUAGUAGCUGUAUUGUAAAUGUUAAACUUGCUUGUUCUAACACCCGUUCUGUGUCUUACAGAUUAUGAUGACGGAUUUUCCAUGAAGCACACCGCAGCCGCUAGAUUCCAGAGGAAUCACCGCCUUAUCAGUGAAAUCCUUAGCGAAAGUGUGGUGCCUGAUGUACGAUCUGUGGUAACAACUGCCCGGAUGCAGGUUCUUAAAAGACAAGUCCAGUCUCUCAUGGUGCAUCAGGUACGAAAUGGUACAUAUGACAUGGAGGCAGUAGGGGGCUAUUUUUAAAGCAUAGUAUUUAUAUUAUAUAUAUUAAAAAUUGUUGUUGUACAGAGUGUUAAUUGCUAAAUGCAGUGUAGUUCCUAAAUAUGUUACAUUAUCAAUUCGCUUAAAAAUUAUUUCAUUAUAUCAAAUCUUUGUAAUCUGCACUGUGGGGAGUUGUGCAUUUGCGGUCUUCGCUUUAUUUGGUUGGAUCUUAGCUGCUAAAACUGCCGUGGAACAAGCUUUAUAAGCUGACAGGGGAGUAGACCUGUCUUAAUGCAGACUGCUGCACCUUGUAUUGCACAACAUGUUCAGGAAGCAGACAGUAGACUUGUCUUUUUUGCAUACUGAAAUACCCAUCAAUAAUGAGACAGCUAGGAGUAGGCACACUUGGAAUUAAAAUUGUCUUGUUGUAGGCUACAGCACUUAUCUAUAGCAGCCUAAUAUCACAGUGAAGAGCUGGCUGAAUCUCAUGUGGUAGUGGCUUAAGUCCCCAAAAGACAGACUUGGGUAUGACAAGUGAACAUAAGUAAAACUGAAGAAAGAGUCUUUUAGAAAAUAAUUCCCAACAUGCAAAACAAGUAAACUAUAGCAGUUACUACAGUUACGUACUGAUUGUGGAUACACAGUCUGAGACAGAUUUCAGAGAGUUUGACUUGAAGCAGCAUUUAAUUGUCUCUCGAAGGUUAUUCCAUAGUUGAAUAUCUCAUCCCGCUUCCUUGUAAUGUGGUAAUAGUCCAUACUCUUUUUGAGGUUAAGAUUAGAUUCUAAGAGUUGCCGGCUUCUCAAGUGGAGCAAGAAGCUUGGCAGAGAAAGGGUAUCAUCCAGGCAUGUAUUUGCCUUGAUUAUACCUGUGCUGUCUCUGGUGCUGUGUCCAUACAGAAUACGGUUUACUUGGCUUUUAGAAGUAUAAUGUUUUAAAAUGCCCAUCAAUGUGUAGAGUUGCAGUGCUUCUACUACAACCAAUUCCACUCGUUAACUGAAUAUUGCCAACUAUUUAGGCUCAAUAUAUGUAAGUCCUAUGCUACUAGACAGACCUAAAAGUUUCUUGCCACUGCAAGUCUGAAGUCUAUGUCUCUAGCACACUCACAAGAAGUGAAUUGCUAUUUGCUAGGGGUGAAUUAUCAUUCGCAAGGAGACAAGUGGAAAUCUUGAACCCUGUAAUGAUUAUGAAACUAUAACAUCCAACUGAGUCCCCAGAAUCUUAAAGAGAGUUACUGAGCUGCAAAGAGUGCAGAUUUAUUCAAUUUUUUUUUCUAAAACAAGGGAGAUUAGAUACUCUAGGCUGCAUAGCAACUCCAUCGGAAUGAAGCUUUUAUGUGUGAUGCAGUUCUGGGUCCCGGGAUACCUGAAGGUGUUUUAAACUGUUAAUGAAAGAUGGUUUAAUCCUAUAGUCUUCAAGCUGGUGAAUCUUUUAAACUGUUCUCAAUGGGAAGUUACCUUAUUGAAGCUCUGGACAUGGAGCAAAUGUCCUGUGGCAGACCGAUCGUGUUCACUCUGAUGAUGUUUUUAUGGUGUCCACAGUGGUCAUUUAAAGCCUGCACAUUUCUUUUUUACAAUUCCUUAGUUCAAGUAUAUCAGGGUGCACUGUCUGAUAUUCUAUGGUGAGUGUGAGGCACGUUGCUUUCAGAUAGACAGUACAGCAUGUUGUGUAAUUCCACAAUUUUAGAAUCGUAAAAAAGAGUGUGCGUUGCCAUACUACAACUCAAUGUCAUCAUAAUGAUGUGAUGGGUUGUGCACUCUCCUCUUCCCAUAUUUUAGACCACUAUCGCCUCCCUGAUCUAGGUCAGCAACUUUUGUUGAUGAGGAGAUUUUAUGAGGUGUAAAAUGCCUGGCGGUGCUUUUAAGCAACUUCAGAGUAGGGAAAUUAUAAUGUUUUCUGAUUCUAUAGUGCUCCAAAUGAUGGCAUGUUUAAGCACGCCAUCAUUAGGCUAAAACUAACCUCUCCCAAAUCCCCAGGUGUGGCAGUAAGGUGUGACCCACACAAAACGCUUCACAUUAUGGGGAUCUUGCAUGAGUCUUGAACAAAGCUUUUUAACAUUAACCAUUUGUUGAAUCUUCUGUCACUAGUCCAUACUAUUCAAAUGCUAACCUAGUAUUUCUCCUCUUUUCUAACACUUCAGUAAUAUGGAAGAUUAAAUUUGUACGGAGUGGUUAGAAAAAAAAUUAUUUGCUGAUUUUCAACGGACACUCCCAAUGCCUAAAGAACGUGAGCUUGGUUAACUGUUUUAGGGGUUAACAGGCAGUACACCUUAACCUUAUUCAUAAAAGGGCUGAUUUCAAGAGCAAUUGUCAGUUUUAUGACUUGAUUUGGGAACGCCACCCAGCAGUCAAGCUGACAGCAAGGUGGGCUUCCUGAUUCACCCUGCUUGAACAACUUUUCAAAUGGAAAUGAGAGCUUCCAUUGGGGAACAUUAGUCAGAAGCAUUCUAUUCGGUGAUUACCGUAUUUGAUUGCUGCACUUGCAGCAGUAUCUGUGCAUGUACCAGUGUUGUCUGAACAGGAAAGUGGGACUGUCACCUCUGAAAAUCAUUUAAGGGUAGAGCAGUGGCGAGUGGGAAUAAAUUCAUAAGUUAAAAGUCCAAAGAGUAGUUGAACAACCGUAAAUAGUAUCUAAGCAUAUUUGACUAUAGGGGUGAAGAAUGCAUGAUGGUUAUUAUGGUUUUGGAACUAACAUUAUCCACCAAGCCAGGUAAUAGAAAAUAAUUUGAGUUAAAAAAAAUUGUCACUAUGAUGUUGCUUUCUUUAGUUUUGCAGUGAGAUGCGAGCAUCAGCACGUACAUUACGUUAUGGGCUGCACUUUGUUUAAGUAGGUGGUGGUAUUUAUAUUGGUACCUUGGCAUAAUAAUACAAUUCGACCUGUACAUUUGCUUUCAUUUUAGUACGCAUGUAAUGAUCUGUAAAGUCCCACCCACCGUGUGAGUUUUAUACAAGAAAUAUUGCAGGUUUAUUUAUUUUUCAAAUGAAUAUAUAGAUAUAUAUAUCUAUAUAUAUCUAUAUAUAUAUAUAUAUAUCUCUUGAUGGAGAGCACUCACAGGGCUCCGUAUAUAUCAAAAAAGUGCUUGUAUUUCAGCAACAUACGAUCACGAGUAAUGUCUGUGAUGUUUCAGUCUAGCUGGACUUUUCUCAACACUUGACAUAGCUCGUGAUCGUAUGUUGCUGAAAUAAAAGCACUUUUUUGAUAUAUACUGAGUCCUGUGAGUGUUAUCCAUCAAGGUAUAUAUAUCAUUUGAAAAAUAAAUAACCUCCAGUAAUUUUUAUUUAUUAUUGUUUUUUUUGUUUUUUUUUCAACUUAUUUCUUUUUUUUUCUGCAGCGCAAGUUGGAGGCCGAGCUACUGCAAAUAGAAGAUCGUCAUCAGGAUAAGAAAAGGAAAUUCUUGGAAAGCACAGAAUCUUUCAACAAUGAACUUAAACGGGUAACUAUUAACUUGUUAUAUGUAGACUGGUAGAGAAAUGUACAGAAAAUGUAAUCUCAGAAAUUUGUUUGAGAAGACAAGAUGUUGUGUAACUGAGUAAACUGCUGUGAUGGCAUAAACUCAUACUAUGAGCAUAUUCGGAAGAGUUUGGACAGAAAAUUGUAGUUAACAAGAGAAUUGUAGCAUUUUAGCCCCAGCAAGCAGGUUGGUAAAAUUAUUCAAACGCCUCUUUUAGUACAGAUGGGGUGAUAGACCCUUACUUCAGUCUAUAAUUACUUCUGUAUCUUGUAUGAUGAGAUGAUGUGAUCUCAUUUUUAUGUAUUUUCCUUUCCAGCUGUGCAGUUUGAAGGUUGAAGUGGACAUGGAUAAGAUUGCUGCAGAGAUCGCACAGGCAGAGGAGCAGGCUCGCAAACGCCAAGAAGAGAGAGAAAAAGAGGCUGCCGAGCAAGCUGAACGCAACCAGAAUGCCGCCGCCGCUGCUGCUGCUACAGCUGCUGCUGCUGCCGCAGCCGCUGCUGCUACAGCUGCUGAGGAAGAACCGGAGGCUGCGAAGGUGGAUGAAAAGAAUGAGGAAGAAGAGGCUCCUAUGGAAACUGGUAUGUGCAUCCACACACAAAAUUAUUUGAAAGCCUGUACGGAGGCAAAGAGGGAAGGGUUUGUAAAGGUGCAGAGAGCAAACAUUAGGACCAUUAAGUAAAGUAAGUAAUUUUAGUAAAGCCAUUUAAUUACUGAGAUAGAUUUCCUAUGCUGAACAAUGUUUACGAUGAACCCAUCUGAAUUACUAAAUUACUGCAGUCGAUUGGAAAGGCAGGAUCGUGAUUUUUCCUUUUUUUCCCCCUCGUUAUUUUUUAAACCUGGCUGUGGAAUUUAGGUUUAUUUUUCUGUUCCUUAUCUAAAUUACAGAGUUUUAGUUUAUCCAUUAGCCCUGUUUCACCAAGCAUAAAAUACAUUUUUAUUUAGGGGCUUUUUUGCUAUUUAAUAUCUCUUUUAGCUUCUGAGCAUGGCUUCAUUCAUGCUAUUGUACAAACUGCUCCCUUCACACAUUCAUUAUUGUGUGUCAAGUCUUAUAUCCUGUGUGUCUCCUCACGGAGUCUGACUUUGAGGAUAAGUGAAGCUAUUGAAAUGAACAUCCAUCUUUCUUUAUAAAAGCAUAGUGCAAAACAGAAGCUGUACAUGUACCUGACAGUAUUCUGUUUGUUUCCAAAACUGUGUUUUAUUUGAAUUAAAAAUACAAUAUGCAUUUAAUGGCCUGGGGCGCUGUUCUUCUGCCUACAGAUUUAAUUUUAUUUUGUGCCCUGGCAUCAGUCUGGCUACUGUGAGCGACCUAGAAACAUCUAGCUCUGAGCCAAUAAAAACAGCCUGCCCUGUUCUAGUAUCAACAGAACAUAGCUCCAAUCUCUCUGUGCUGACAGCUCUGUCUCAUUUUUCAAUGUUGUGAUUUUCACACCCUUGUUUUCAAAUACUUAUGUUGGAACUGAAAAAAAACCCACAGAUACUUUACGUAAAAUAUCAUAGAAAUCAAACUUGGACAAAAUUUCAAUUGCUCGUCAUUCUAUCUUAACUACAUAUUUGUUCUAAUGUAUGUUACAAAUCCAGUCUAUAUCAGACAUAUUGUCCAAACCAUACAAAUCUUUAAUCAUGUAAUUCUAUCCUUCCAGAGGAUACUCCUUCUUUACCCCCUCCAGAGGAACCCAACGAGGUCCAGCAGAAUGAUGAGGAAGGAACAUCAACCCCCGAGGACAAGGAAAGUGUUCAGGAGGCUGUGGAUAGCACUCUGGAUGAAGGAACAAGCGACAGCAACACCGGGUCGGAGAGCAAUAGUGGAACUGUGGAAGAACCGCCACCGGACCCAGUGCUAGAGGAAGGAGAAAGGAAAGACUGAACACCUGGCAUACCGAUCACAGUCUUAGUCUUACUUAUAAUAGAUGGAACUCGUGCAUGUGGAGAGCAAUCACAUGAAGCUUUUCUGCUGUCAGUAUGGCAGGGCAAUAGAUAGCAGGGGCUUACCUUUUUAUCCUUUCUUUAAAGCCACAGAACAUUCUAUCGCAGGGGCUUCCUGCAUCAAAGGGUUGUUAAUCCUGCAGGCUCUAAACUGGUUUAAUUUUAUUUGUUAAAAAGUUCUGUGAAUCCCACAUUCACACUUCAAAACUGUGGGCUUUUAUUUAUGUCUCAGGAUUUCCUACAAACACAGCCGCCUAGUGGCAGCUCUACACAAAAUGCACACUUUUUAAAAUCGGUCAUAUUAGCAAGAACCAGUUGUAUUUUUUUGCUUGUUUUUUUUAAGACCAUUUUUUUUAUAACUACAGUUCAAAUAAAGAAACCUGUCAAACAUAAAUGUAAUUGUUUUUAUUGGGAUUUAUUUUGGACUUUAUGGG